Cololabis saira (Pacific saury) is the source of this 2522-nucleotide messenger RNA. RefSeq names its product electron transfer flavoprotein dehydrogenase (gene etfdh). Lineage: Eukaryota; Metazoa; Chordata; Actinopteri; Beloniformes; Belonidae. Gene Ontology annotation, molecular function: iron-sulfur cluster binding; electron-transferring-flavoprotein dehydrogenase activity. Gene Ontology annotation, biological process: electron transport chain. The coding region runs from base 196 to 2064 and encodes 622 amino acids. Gene Ontology annotation, cellular component: mitochondrial inner membrane. The transcript is spliced from 13 exons. The record is from RefSeq and is a predicted model, not a curated record.
AGCGGCGCAGCUGUUGACGUCCCUGACCGUCUCUGUUAUGAGACGUAUUUUGUAAGGUUUCUGCUGUCGCCACUUGUUUGCCUUGCGGGCUACUUACAUAAGCUCGGGGCCGUCGACUAGGGGGUUAAAACACCUCCACUUUAGCACAGUUUGCAAGAGACGCCGCUGCCUUGGAGUGAGUUUUCACGACGUAAAAUGUUCCCAGCUGGCAGAUACUCAUGUAAAGCCCACAAAUGUAUCAGGGCAUUGACAGCAAUCCAGACGGAGCAUGCUGCCUCUCAGCUAUACCCAGCUAUUUACAGGAGGACAUGCUCUUCAGUGUCGACACCCCGCAUCACCACACACUACACCAUCCAUCCUCGAGACAAAGAUCAAAGAUGGGAAGGCGUCGAAAUGGAGAGAUUUGCCGACGAGGCAGAUGUGGUCAUAGUCGGUGGAGGCCCAGCCGGUCUUUCAGCAGCCAUUCGUCUUAAGCAGUUAGCCAACGAGCAUCAGAAGGAGCUCCGGGUGUGCCUUGUGGAGAAAGCCCCUCAGAUCGGAGGGCACACGUUGUCGGGAGCUUGUUUGGAGCCCUCUGCCCUCACCGAGCUCUUUCCUGACUGGAAGGAACGAGGAGCACCUCUGAACACUCCAGUGACUGAAGACGUGUUUAGUAUUUUUACAGAGAAAUACAGAAUCCCUGUCCCGAUACUGCCAGGCCUGCCCAUGCAGAACCACGGUAACUACCUUGUGAGGCUGGGAAACUUUGUGCGCUGGCUGGGUGAGCAGGCCGAGGAGCUCGGAGUGGAGCUCUACCCUGGUUACGCUGCAGCUGAGGUUUUAUUUCAUGAAGAUGGAAGCGUGAAAGGCAUUGCCACCAAUGACGUCGGCAUUUCCAAGGAUGGCUCACCGAAGGAUGUUUUUGAGAGAGGAAUGGAGCUGCACGCUAAAGUCACACUGUUUGGCGAGGGUUGCCAUGGCCACUUGGCCAAGCAGCUCUAUAAGCAGUUUAACCUGCGGGAGAACUGCGAGCCUCAGACGUACGCCAUCGGCCUGAAGGAGCUUUGGAUGAUUGAUGAGAAGAAGUGGAAGCCUGGAAGAACGGAGCACUCGGUGGGCUGGCCUCUGGACAGAUGCACAUAUGGAGGAUCCUUCCUGUAUCACCUCAACGAAGGAGAGCCUCUAGUAGCCCUGGGAUUAGUGGUUGGCCUGGACUACUCCAACCCUUACUUGAGCCCCUUCAGGGAGUUCCAGCGCUGGAAACAUCACCCCUUUGUAGCUUCCACGCUGGAAGGAGGAGAGAGAAUCGCUUAUGGAGCCCGAGCCUUAAAUGAAGGAGGAUUUCAGUCCAUCCCAAAGCUGACGUUUCCUGGAGGGCUGCUGAUUGGCUGCAGCCCCGGUUUCAUGAACGUCCCAAAGAUCAAAGGCACCCACACCGCCAUGAAGAGCGGCAUGCUGGCCGCCGAGGCCAUUUUCCCAGAAGUCACAGCAGAGAAUCUGGACUCUGAGACGGCAGGAAUCCAUGUACCCAAGUAUGCCGAGGACUUGAAGAAGUCCUGGGUGUGGAAGGAGCUGCACUCGGUGAGGAACAUCCGGCCGUCCUUCCACAAUUACUUCGGCCUCUACGGCGGGAUGGUCUACACCGGGAUCUUCUAUUGGAUGUUGAGAGGAAAAGAGCCCUGGACACUAAAACACGCAGGCUUGGACGCACACCAGCUCAAACCGGCUAAAGAGUGUAAGCCCAUCGACUACCCCAAGCCCGACGGCAAGCUGAGCUUUGAUCUGCUCUCCUCCGUGGCCCUGAGUGGCACCAACCACGAAGGCGACCAGCCUGCACAUCUCACCUUGAAGGACGACGCCGUCCCCGUCGCCACCAACCUGGCCAUUUACGACGGGCCGGAGCAGCGUUUCUGCCCCGCAGGGGUGUACGAGUACGUUCCCGUGGAAACAGGAGACGGGAUGAGACUGCAGAUAAACGCUCAGAACUGUGUCCACUGUAAGACCUGCGAUAUCAAGGACCCGAGCCAGAACAUCAACUGGGUCGUGCCUGAGGGCGGCGGCGGACCGGCAUACAACGGAAUGUAAACAUCCUCAUUUAAACUGGUUAUCUUGAAAAUAAAUCAAGUACACCCAUUCAGGGUUACACUACUUGCCAGAGGUAUGUGCCUAAGUUUCAGACUUAAACUACGUAGCUGCUUGAGGGUACAAGAAACGUUAAUUCUUGAAAUAUAGAUUAAAGUAUUGUGCUUGCCAGUUUUGAAGCCCAUGGACACUGGACCGUGUCAAACUGGAGCACAAACCGGCUGAUUGUAUAUCACUUCAAUCAGGGCAUUUUACAAAGCAUAAAGAGUGGCUCUUAUUUUUAGGUUUUUAAGAGGAAGCACUUGACCAACCGCAGGAGUAAAUCUAUUCCUCUUGAUCAUGUUUUUGAGCAACCUGUAAAAUUAUCGAAGCAUUAUUGCCGGCGUGGUUUGAGAGCGUUUAACAAUGUAUAUAUAUUAAAUGCAGAUGUGACAGUAGUGAAUAAAGAACACUUAAUGGUU